Messenger RNA from Dermatophagoides farinae (American house dust mite), 4308 nucleotides. The record is from RefSeq and is a predicted model, not a curated record. Lineage: Eukaryota; Metazoa; Arthropoda; Arachnida; Sarcoptiformes; Pyroglyphidae.
AAUUCAGAUACGUAAACGAACGUUGGCUGAAUUGCUGCCGGUGACCCAAGCAGUGGGUCACCACCAUCAUCAUGAUUAUUCUGAUUCAUCAUUUGAUGAAGUUAAAAUCUUUGAUCAACAAGAUGAUGAUGAUGAUAACCACUAUGAACAAUCACCAACGUCGAAACAAUCAAAAACAAAAUUAAUUCGUCAUUUUAGCUAUGAUGAUUUGUCAUUCCAAUCUGAUCUAGUACGGUCUAUUUCAUUGGAUGAUUCAUUAUUGAUUCAUCAAUUGCCACCGAAAUCCAGUGAUGAUCAAUCAUCAAUCAAAAAUCAUCAUGAUAAUAGUAAUCAAUUUCAAAAACCAAAACAGAAAAAAAUUUUCAAAUUUCAUCAAAUUAUGGCCAACAAAUUUUCACGUAAUCAUUUCAGAACAUUUCUACAAAGAUCAUUACUGCAGUCAGAUCCGGCUACUACAAAACGUUCAUCAUUAAUGAAAUUUCGUAAAGAUGUUUUACUUGUUGAUUGUACGGUUUAUAUGCUUGAAUUCUGGGAACAUUUGCAGUUGGUAUUUCGAAAUUUUCAACAAUUUUUUCUACAUUCACACAACGAUGAUGAACGAAUGCACAUUUUACAUGAAUCAUUUGAAGAUUCAUUUCGAAAAAUUUUCUCCAUGAUUACUGAUCAACAUUUUUUCUAUACAUUUUCUAGGCAAUUUUUAUCGAUUUCUUCGGAAUUGAUGUUGUCAUUGGAAAGAUUUUUACUUGGUGACAUUGAAAUUGAAUCAUUAGAUCUUUCAGCAGAACGUUUUGAUCUUUAUUGUAAUAAUGAUGAUGAGAAAGAAACAUUUCUAUUGAAAACAUUUGAUGACACAAAAGAUGAUGAAAUGAAGAAAAAAUCAACAUUUUUCAUACUUGAAAGACUCAAUUGGCAACAAUAUUUGGAUGUUUUGGUUUGUUUGGAGAAAAUUUUAUUUGAUUGUUUUCAUCAAGAAUUUUAUCCACAAUUUCUAAUAUCACAAGAAUAUGAUCAAAUGUUGACAGAAUAUUUUGAAAAACGUAAAUCAUCCUCAUCAUCAUCAAUUAUUAUUGAUCUUUAUGAAAAACUUCCAAGUGAACAAUUGUGUAGUUAUUGGAAGAAUCAAACCAACUCGAAAAAAUUCCAUAAACUUAUGCAUGCUAUACGUAUGCGGCCGAUUGGAAAAACAUUGCUAACAUCAACAAUAAAUGGUCGUGUGGAAAAAAUUGAAAAAAAACUGAUUGAUCUGCAUAAAAAUCGUCGUAUGUUGUUCAAUUCGAUUGAGUUUCCAUUUUGUUAUCUUUCUACGGUGAAAUUAUUGCUAAUUAUACGAUUACGAUUAAAAUCGUGGAUACGUGAUAUUAUUAUGACGACUGCUGCUGAUGAUGAUGGUUCCAUACAGAAUCAAAUUCACAGUGAUUUACUUGCGAUAAUCUCGACUGAUAUUGAUCAAUUAUCCCGAUCGAUUAAUCGAUUACAUCGAAUAUUGGCGCGUACAUUUUGUUGGCUGAAUGCUGAUUUUAGUUGCGUUAUAACUGAUUCUAGAUUUCGUAAUGAUUUUGCCGAAAUAUUACAAUCAUCCACAGCGAAUACAGCUGAAUCAAAAAUAAUGGCAUUUGUCGAAAAUUUAUUUGUAUCACAAUCAAAUCAACAACAGAAAUCAAUCAAUCCGUUGAAUAAUAAUAAUCAUCAUCAUGGAUCAUCAAAUCCAAAUGCAAAUUUUCUAUUUCAAAUGAAUAUUACAGCAUUAUUAUCACGUUUUCAAUAUCAUCAUCAUGAUGAUGGUAAUCCAUCCAGGAAAUUAUUACCAAUUAUUGUACGCAAUGAUUUAAUGUCAAAUUGGUCAUAUCAAUGGUCCAUCGAAUUGACAUUGGAACAAUUGCAACAAUUUUAUUCACAAUCCAUACGACCAUUUUUGAGAUUCAUUUUGUUCCUUGGACGCUAUAAUCUUCAUAGUUAUCUUUCCACUAUAACUGAUCAUCUGCAACAUCGACAACAAAAUGAUGGAAAAAUUCUUAAAUUUUUAUCAUCACCAUCAUCAUCCACUAGUGUUGUUGGUGAUAAAAAUCGAAAAAUUGGAAAAUUUUCCUCAAAUUUUGAAUUGAGAAUUCUUGAAACAUUUUUACAUCGUUGCAAUCAAAUCCUCUUGGAGAUACGACAACUGAAUCGUUCAAUGGUUACCGUUAUAAAACAGAAGAAAAAACAACAGCCACCGAUUACAAACAGUACACUUUUGAAACGGAGAACGACAAAAAAUGCAACAACAUUGAAUUCAAUUUCAUUUCGAAAAUUACUUAAACGCGAUGAAACAAUUGCAUCGUCAUCGACAUCAGUUCAAAUUGAUCUGGACAUUGGUCAAGAUGCAAUUGAAUUAUUUGCCAAUGAUGGUGGUAAUGUUUUGGCCGUCGACAAUAAAUCUGAAAAAUCCGCACAAAUCAUUGAUCAGAUGAUUGAACGAACGGAAAAAUUGUUAAAUAUUUUAUUUCAACAAAUCACUGCACAAGAAUUGGUUGUCAAAUCGAUUGGAUUUCUACAACUUGUUGGCUAUGAUUGUGAAGAUUCAAAAUUGUCAACAUCAGCUAAAAAUGAUAUUGAUUCCAUCCAGUGUAUUCGUUGUUUUCUUGUUGAUUAUCUUUUUGAUUUGAAUGAAGAUUCCGGCCUUAAUCAAUUGGUUCAGAUUUAUAUGUUUCGUAUGUUAUUCGAUCCUAAUAAUGAUCUGGAUGAAUCAUUGGAUCGAAUAAUUGGACAUUUAAUUACACAUUCCGAUCAAUCAUUAUCAUCAUCAUCGAAUGAACCGAUUGAUAAUGAAAUUUUUGAAUCCGAAACAAAUGCGAAUGAUUCUGAUGAUUCUGCAAUAAUAAAUAAGCACAGUCUAACUAAUCGAUUGUUUUUUGCACAAAUGCGUUCAUUAUUGAUGGAGAAAACAUCCCGUGAUUGUUUUGAUUAUUGUCUAGAUCAAUUGAAAAUGUUUGAAAAAAAUGAAUCAUUCUCAUGCGAGAAUUGUCACCAUUCCAAGAAUCGAAAGAUUUCAUUGUCAUCGACCACCACCAAUAAUCAACCAUCAUCAUUAUCCACACAACCAUCAUCGUUGUCGCCAAAUCGAAAAUUUCGUCUAUUCAACGCACAGAUAUUAGAACAACAAACCGGACAAGAUGAUCAAGUAACCGUUUCAUCAUCAACAAAUCUUUUCGAUACGGUAUUUAAUACCGGCAAUAUUGGUAUUUUCACCAAUCUGUUUCGACAAUCAUCAACAAAAUCUACUACAGCAACAACAAAUACCACUGAUGAUGAUGUUGACAUCUUGUUGAAUGAAGCAAUGAUUGCUGGAUUAAAUGAUGAACCACCAUUACUGUUGAUGUCAUUAGAUGAAACUCAAUUAUUGGAGCCAUUUUUUCAGCUUGUCAUUGAGAUAUUUGAGUUAAAAGGCAAUACUGUAACACGCACAUUACGGCGUUUAUUAAUGUUUGUCACACGAUUAUUUUUUGGUUCAUCAAAAAUGUCACGUCCAUAUAAACAAUUUCUAGAAUCAUUAUUUACCGAGAAAAAUGUUUUCCAUUUAUUAUCACAGAUUGAUUUACAUCUGGAGAAAAUGUUGAAAAAUUCGCCAGAAAAUUUAUCAUCAACAGAAAAUCAACGGAAAAAUGAACCAAUGGAAAAAUCUGAAAAAUUUUUCAAACAACAACAAAAACAGCAGCAGCAGCAGAAGAAGAAAAUGAAUGAAACUAGUCAAAUUGAUAGCUAUCUAGAAGAAUUGAAUCAUUUGCUUUGUUCAUUAGAAAAUCAACCGCCAACACCUACAACACCGGCAACACCUACAAUGAUGACGUUUGAAAAUGAUCCAUCAAUUCAUUCACCACCACCACCGAUGAUGAUGAUGAUGAUGAUGGAUCAAAAUGAAUCCAAACAACAACCUCACAGACCAUCGUCGUCUUCGUCUUCGUCAUCAUCAUCAUCAUCAUCGGAUUCAUUAGAAGCAAUGAUGUCAACAACAUCAAUGCCAAGAAAUGAUGAAAAAAUUGCAGCAGAAAAUAUUGGCAAAAAAAUCGAAAAUCAUGAUUCAUCAUCAUUAGUUGAAGAUCCGGAUGAAUCGAUUAAAGAACGUAAAUUACAGAUUCUCGCUAAACAGCUUCUGUUUGCCGCUGUACCCACAAUCAUUAAUCAUCUUUUUGGGCAACAAAAUAUUGAUCGUGGCCUGAAUAAAUGUUUUGAUAUAUUACAAUAUCAAAAACUUAAUAAACAUCUUAUUUAUGAAUUCAUUGAAGCAUUCAUGUUGGAAUAUUUUCCAGAAUUUCGUAAACUUUCCAAAUGAAA